This is a messenger RNA of Phacochoerus africanus (Common warthog), 3901 nucleotides long. RefSeq names its product iroquois homeobox 5 (gene IRX5). Bases 610 to 2292 code for a protein of 560 amino acids. The transcript has 3 exons. Gene Ontology annotation, biological process: neuron differentiation; regulation of transcription by RNA polymerase II; cell development. Lineage: Eukaryota; Metazoa; Chordata; Mammalia; Artiodactyla; Suidae. Gene Ontology annotation, cellular component: nucleus. The record is from RefSeq and is a predicted model, not a curated record. Gene Ontology annotation, molecular function: RNA polymerase II cis-regulatory region sequence-specific DNA binding; DNA-binding transcription factor activity, RNA polymerase II-specific.
GGCGGGCGGGGGCUUCGGGGACACUGGUCUCGGCUCCGCGGCGGACCGCCCCUCCAAGGCUCGCGGCCCCUGCAAACUUGGGCGAUUGUCUCGCUCGGCUUCGCCCGGGCCUCGGGCUCAGGGAUUGUUCAGAAAGGAGAGUCGCGUCUUGCUGGGAUCGCUGAGUUGGCGGAAAGGGUUUUGGGGGAGAGGUCGCUGCAGUUAAAGAGCAACAUUUGAUUCAAACGUGAGCUCCAGGCCGCCCUGCACACUUUACUUCAUUUUUUUUGUUUUGUUUUUGUUUUGCCAUUUGGGGAAAGUAGUUCAAAAGAAAUAGAUCCGAAAUCUGAACAGAAGCGUGCUAAAUCUGUGUAAAUGUGUUUGGCCUCGCCUUUAAUUAGUCCUCCAAAAUGUUGCAAAUCCGUAAUCCUAUCUUCGCAAUCCGAUUUAGAGGUAUUAAAUUUCUGAAAAGUCGGCCGAGCUGCGGUGCAUCCGGGAUUUUUUCGGCCGGGUGCACUUUCUGGAGAAGAACCGCGGCUUCGGUUUGGGGUAACACUUUUGGAGGGGCGGGAGUGCCAGAUCAAGGCAUAGCUUUUCGUUUGCCUUUCUCUGCAAGGGAGAAAAAAUUCCAUGACUUCCUUUGCUCACCCUUCUUCUAACGCGCAGCCACUUGGGCGCCGAGCGCAGGGUCGCCGGCCGUUGCUCAGACCUCUCGCUGGGCGGAGGGCCUGGCCGCGGUGGCGGGAUCUGCGCACGGGGGCCGCACUGCGGGGGGGCAGACGUACUCAGGCAGACAGGGGCCUACCGUGUGCCGCCAAGGCCGGGACAGCUCCAAGCGCCCCCAAGGACUGGCCUCAGGAGUUGGCGCCCCCUCUUCCUUCUGAGGGGGAGGAGGGGUUGCCCCCAGGGUCUAAGCCCUCCAGCCCUACCCCAGGGGAAGCCAGAGUGCGGGCCUCGAAGCCCGAAGACCCCUGGGCUCAGCGAAAGUGCGUCUUGGUCGCCCAGGUGGCCCCGAGGACCACGGCCCACUCUCACUUUCUCUCUGCCCGUUCCUGGCAGGGCUCUCCCUACGACCACACUCCGGGCAUGGCAGGCUCCUUGGGGUACCACCCGUACGCGGCGCCCCUGGGCUCAUACCCGUAUGGGGACCCCGCUUACCGGAAGAACGCCACCCGAGACGCCACCGCUACGCUCAAGGCCUGGCUGAACGAGCACCGCAAGAACCCCUACCCCACCAAGGGCGAGAAGAUCAUGCUGGCCAUCAUCACCAAGAUGACCCUCACCCAGGUGUCCACCUGGUUCGCCAACGCGCGCCGGCGCCUCAAGAAGGAGAACAAGAUGACGUGGACGCCGCGGAACCGCAGCGAGGACGAGGAGGAGGAGGAGAACAUUGAUCUGGAGAAGAACGACGAAGAUGAGCCCCAGAAGCCCGAGGACAAGGGCGACCCCGAGGGCCCCGAAGCAGGAGGAGCAGAGCAGAAAGCGGCUUCGGGCUGCGAACGGCUGCAGGGGCCGCCCACCCCCGCCGGCAAAGAGACCGAGGGCAGCCUCAGCGACUCGGAUUUUAAGGAGCCUCCAUCCGAGGGCCGCCUGGACGCGCUGCCCGGGCCCCCCCGCGCCGGCGGGCCCUCCCCGGCUGGGCCUGCGGCAGCUCGGCUGACCGAGGACCCGGCCCCUCACUACCCCACCGGUGCGCCGGCACCCGGCCCACACCCAGCCGCGGGAGAGCUGCCCCCCGGUCCCGGAGGGCCCUCGGUCAUACACUCGCCGCCACCGCCGCCGCCGCCGCAGGCGGUGCUCGCCAAGCCCAAACUGUGGUCUCUGGCCGAGAUCGCCACAUCCUCGGACAAGGUCAAGGACGGGGGCGGCGGGAAUGAGGGCUCCCCAUGCCCACCGUGCCCCGGGCCGGUGGCCGGGCAAGCCCUAGGAAGCAGCCGUGCAUCGCCGGCACCCGCGCCAUCGCGCUCGCCCUCGGCGCAGUGCCCCUUUCCAGGCGGGACGGUGCUGUCUCGGCCUCUCUACUACACGGCGCCCUUCUAUCCCGGCUACACGAACUAUGGCUCCUUCGGACACCUUCACGGCCACCCGGGGCCCGGCCCAGGCCCCACAACGGGUCCGGGCUCGCAUUUCAAUGGAUUAAACCAGACCGUGUUGAACCGAGCGGACGCUUUGGCUAAAGACCCGAAAAUGUUGCGGAGCCAGUCCCAGCUAGACCUGUGCAAAGACUCUCCCUAUGAAUUGAAGAAAGGUGGUGGAGGCUCUAUCAGCCUGGGUCCCAGACUGAGGACAACAUGGAGCAGCGACCCCUGCUGACCCUCGAUGGAUAUGCGCCGUGAGCAAGGAAUAAACCUUUGCUGUUUUAAGCCGCUGAGAUUGGGGGUCAUUUGUUAUAACAGCAGAGCGUAGCCUAUCCUGAAUAAUAUAUUCAGAAUUUUCCUCCUCCUCUCUUCUUUCUCCUCCUUUCCCUCCUUCUCCCAUUGCUGCCCUGCUCUGUCCAGCAGUCUUACAUAACUGUUCACUUAUCUUCUGUCAACGGACUAUUAAAAGGCUGAUUGGUCAUCUCCUGCCUUCCCAGUGACAUUCAAGUGGACAUUGGCAGGAGAUCACCAGCCUGCCCCAUAAAGCCGUGCCCCUUCCUCGCCACCAGGGCCCAUCAAUUACAGCUGUCAGUCAGUCAGCCUCCCCAGCACUGGCCUCAGCAGGAGGCAACUUCCUAAUCAAAUUACUGGACUCAUGGGGCUCCAAGUUCUGGGAUGAAACCUUCUCCAAGAAUGCCCAUUUCAUUAUCUUAGGAAAAUUUACAAGAUCCUAAAGAUUGUGCCAUGGUGGUCAUAAUAAUACUCUGCCAAGAUUAAAAAAAAAUUGACAAUUGAAAUUUUCUAUACAUCAGCCUUCACUAUUAAUAUGUAAUUUCUAGAGCUUAUCAAUCAGUGAAGCUGAUGUAUAAGAUUCUGCAGCUGGGGUGGAGGUUUGGCAAUGAUUAAGUUCUUUAGCAAGCAGAAAAGGAGCAGUAAAACAUUCCUGACACUUGAAAGUGAUCAUCAGGAAUAGGUAUGAUGCUUGUAUAGCUCAGGAGUCUCAACCUUCCCUACUGACAUGGCCAGAAAGCCAUGUGAAUGGGCGAGGCAGGUCAUAUGGGAGUGAUGGCAACUGUGUGGGACUUCAGGUUGCUGCCUUUUCUACGUUCAGUGCUGGCGGAUUGUCACCACCCAGGAACACAGACCCAAGGUUGCUAGUUCUUUCCAUUUAUUUUUUUUUUUUUCAGGGAAAGUGGAAAUCCAUACAAAUCAUCGACUGCAUCACAUUUUCCAAAAUACUCUGACAUCCAAACUUAGUGGGUAGAUGGUUUCAUAGACCAUAACUCGGUCACCCUUAUUAGCUCUUCCCAUUUUGCAUUAUGUCCAUUUUCCAGAUUAGGCAACUGAGGCUCAGAUAGGGAAAGUGAUCCACCCAAAAGGACACAGCCAGACUCUGAAACUCAAACCCAUUCCUUCUAACUACUUCUCUUCCUCUUGUGUCUCUGCUGUUUCCUCAGAGCUCAGAGGGUCUAACUCUUCACCAAAGACUCAUGUAUCCACUUCAGUUAUUGAGGCUGUCCGUGCAAAGCAGCCACCAGCUGGGACUACAUUUCCCAGCCUCUCUUCCAGGGGAGGUCAUGUGACUCGUUCUUGCCAAUGCCAGGAAUGAUAUGUACUAUUUUUCAGGCACCAGCAGUUUGCCUUUCCCCACCUUCUCUUCCUCCUUCCACAGCUCGCUGUGGGUGAACACGGCAAACAUGGAAACCAUUGUUGGAGACAAAAGGACCACAAGACAGUGAGUCUGGGUUCCUGAUCAUCAUCUGCAAGAGAGACACCCCCAGUCAGGAGCACCCAUGUUGUACUUGACAUCAGGGAUAAAUAAACUUCCACUAUAUUUAAGCCAU